CUGAGCCGCUAGUACGUUUAUAUUAUUAUUAAUAUAUAUUUAUAUUUCGUUUUAAUUUACAAGUUUUCCAUCGUUCAUAAUUUUAAUAUUUUUAUACCGUUUUAUACAAUAAUAAAGUGUUUAUAGAUAGGCGUAAUUACAACGUAAACAUAAAGUUUGUACACCAAACGAGAGGCAAAAUUAAACGGAGGGAAUUGUUCGCGUAUUAGGCGGUUGAAGUUCGAGCAAGUUUCGGCCGGCCCGAGUUUGACAGUUCGCCGAUUGGAAAAUUUAAAAAAUAACGUUUUUGAGAAACAACAUGGCGGACUGUGUGUUUGUCAUCGUGCGGGGCGAGUUCGACGACCUCGCCGGCCGCUAGGAUGCUCAACUUCCAUAACAUUUGACGGCUGCUGUAUCCAUGCGGCGGUGACGCGAUGUCUGUCGCGCCGGCGGUCAAGCGCGAGCUGGAGCUGGAGAGCGGCGGCAGCAGCCCCGGGCGCAAGCGGCGCAAGCAGGCGGCGCCCUCGCGCGCCACGCCGCAGCACCCCGCGCCCCCGCCCCUCGACCUGCACGCCAAGAUGGCCGACAUCUACAAGAGCGCGCUCGCCUUCGGGGAGCUCGGCCUGCCCGCCUUCGACCCGCUGGCGGCCUUCCGACUGCUGCCGCGCCACGAGCCGCCUCGCAUCUUCAACCCCGAGGCCUACUGCGAUCUGUGCUGCAAGGAGUUCUGCAACAAAUACUUCCUCAAGACGCACCGCGCCAACAAGCACGGCAUCUACGACGGCGGCGAGCCACAGCCAGCGCCCCCGCCCCCCGCACAGCCGUCACCCCCGCGCCGCGCCUCCGACGAGGAGUCGGGCGGCACUCCUCGCCGCCUCUCACCAGACUCAGCGCGGCGAGCGCGGGAGUCUGGCUUCCAGCCCGAUGCGCUGCGACGUCUCGGCGUUGUCAACCCAGAAGCGUUUUGCGAAAUAUGCUGUAAAGAGUACUGCAACAAAUACUUCCUCCGAACGCAUCGAGAACGAAGGCACGGCGUGCCCGCGCGCCGCUCCCCCGUCAACGAGCACUCGCCGCCAUCAGCCACGCCGCCCACCGGCCCGCUGUGCACGCCGCUAGGUACACCGCUGGGCACCCCGCUGCCCACACCGCUCACCACGCCGCCCGCGCUGUCGGGGCCGCCGCCAGACACGCCUCCACGCUCGCACUCGCUGCCACCACCAUUAGAUCCUGAAGAAAUGGCAGAAGUUAAGAGAGAGUGUGAAGACGAGCUGGAGGCAGCCUUACGCGAUGGUCAGACCAGUCCGCUUAAUUUAAUCGUGGAGGAGCGCGGCGUGUCGUCACCUGGAUCUGCGAGCGAAGAGCUGCGGAAGCUGCAGACAAUGAUCUCUCAGCUGAACGAGCUAGCGGCUGAGCGGCUGGCGGACGAGCCUAACGACCCCGGCCCCCGCCCGCCCUCCGCCUCCCCUCCACCGCCUGACGAGCGGCGCGCGUCCUCCUCCGGCUCCAGCUUCUGUGAGAUCUGCAACAAGGAGCUGUGCAACAAGUACUUCAUGCGCACGCACAUGCAGCGCAUGCACGGCAUCUCGCUGGAGAGCGGCACGCAGCUGGGCGGCGUCACGUGCGACAUCUGCCACAAGGAGCUGUGCAGCAAGUACUUCCUGCGCGUGCACAAGCACAACACGCACGGCAUCCCCGCGCCGCCCGCGCCCGCCGCCACCGCGCCCGCCGAGCCGUGCCCGCUGUGCGCGCGCCGCUUCCGCGGGCCGCGGCUGCGGGCGCACCUGCUGGCGGAGCACGCGCCGCCCGCGCGCCCGCCGCCGCCGCCGCCGCGCCCGCUCGACCUGCUGGCGCGCGACAAGCCCUACGCCUGCUCCUACUGCCCCUUCACCACCGACGUGCUGGCCUUCCUGUUCGCGCACGAGCGCGCGCACGCGCAGCAGGCGGCCGAGCCCGAGCUGGCGGCGGAGCCGGCGCCGGGCGAGGCGGAGGAGUCGGGCGAGGCGGAGGGCGAGGCGGAGGCGGAGGGCGCGCAGUACUCGUGCUCGCGCUGCGAGUUCCGCGCGGAGGGCUUCGCGGCGCUGGAGGCGCACCUGCGCGCGGCGCACGGCGGCGCGGGCGCGCUGCUGGCGGUGCCGCGGGCCCCGCAGGCGCCGCUCACCAUGCAGCCCUUCGUGGUGGAGGAGGCGGGCGGCGCGCUGAGCCUGGUGCCGGCGCUGGUGUUCCUGCCGGUGCGGCGCCGCGCCACGCGCCGCGCCACCGUCACGCUCACGCUCACGCCGGCCUAGCCGCGCCAGCCGUGCCGUGCUCGCGGCCGCGACGACACCGCCGCGAGCACGCUACACGAUCGCUGAACUCUACUAACUACAUUUAACGCUGUGUGCCUUCAAGCGAUUGCUGAAAUAUUAUGAGACGUAUUUGUAAAGGAGAAGCCGACUGCGCCGCCCGCUCGAGCGUGACACCGCGCGGCGGCCCCCGGCCUCUUUUUUGUCAGAGUCUAACUUCAUAUAUUGAGAAUUAUAUUGAACGGGUGAUAAUAUAUGAAACGUUGCCGCUUAUAAAUUCGAUUAUUUAUUAUUAUCUCCUCGAUGUUCCGUCGGGUCGGUCCGAGACGAGUUUAUGAAACGUCGAUUUCGAUCGGGAGAAGAAAUACACCCUAGGAGUAAUUAUUAUUUAAAGGUAUUUUAUCGGUGAGUGCGCACUCACGAUAGCGUCUAGGUACCGGUCGAUGUUGAUCACUGAGACGCCGGCGCUGCGCAGGCGCCGCCACGCACGCCACACAACCGCUCUACCUCACCACGUUAGUUUUUAUAUUAGCUGUUAUUGUAUAAAUUAUAUUUUGGAGUUACAAUAAAGUACAAAUAUAGUUAGUGCGUCAGUAGGCCGCGCCGGUCGCCUGACGCCGGCCGCCGGCCGCCGGAUGCCGGACGCCGGACAGGCGCGCUCUUAGCUACUCGAUACUAUUUAUUGUUGUCUACGAGUGACUUAAAGCACAAAGAUACGUACUAUUGGGCAGUGAUCAACAUUAAACGUAAUUUUAGUAUUAAAUUUGAUUAGAUAUGUGGUCGUGGGGCUCGGUGUACGGGUUUAGUUAACACAAGAUACGGGUGACGUCGGGGCGCGCGGCUGGGCCAGGCGCGCCCGCCGCCCCUACAUUAUACUUGUUUGUACUAUGCGUUAUACUGCGCCGUCCGCUCCGCUCGCACCGCCACACGCACUCGCCGCUUUACAUAUACUAUAUUUUGAACUCUGAGUUUUAAGAUGUACAUUUUGGAUAGUUAUACAUAACUGCCAUCAACAAAGACUGAACAUUGAACGACCUCACGAGUGGUGCGGGGGGAGGGGCGGACGCUACAUAUUAUUAUCUUGAUAAUCAAGACUUAUUUGAUGGGUAAAUGGUAACAAAGUUUGUUUAAAUAAUUCAUUAUUGGUAGAUCAGUGUGGAGGUUAGCUUGUACAAACCAUGCAGCUUCUAAACAAAGUUCCUAUGUAUGUACGUAAGUUGUAAUUAAAUUUAAAGAAACUAGAGGUCGCUCCCGUAACGGCUCCGGACCGGGAACCUGAUUGUUAUUGUAAUCAUUGUGAUUUUGGAUCAGGGUAACCUAAUGAGGAAAUACUUGCUACGCAUAUACUUCGUGUGGCAUAUGGUUCCGUAAUACUAAAUUAAUCGUUCUAAUGCAGAAAACAUUUUUUUUUAAUUGUAAAAUUCCUUCACAACAAAACGAUUCCCAUUUUUGUAUAAAAAUAUUUUACGAAAGCUUUUCUGGCUCAAAAUAUUCGUUGUCCACAACGAAUUUGCAAGAAGCCUAAUUUCCUAACAUACUUUCAAAGUUCCUAACUAAAGUUCCAAAUAUUUAUUCCUACUCGCAAACGUCAAAAUUAGGCAUAGACUUCAAAAUAAGUGCAGAAAUUAUUUUGAAAAAUCCAUCUUCCUACUAGUCUUCCUAGAGGCAAGCCAAAUGGCCGGGCCGGAGCCGAGACGAGGGCGCGCAUAACAACAAAUUAUAUUAAUAACGUUUUAAAUAAUAACAAAUUAAUACAAUUGUACGCGUGGUAAGAUCCUCAGGGAGCGUGCAUUCUCUGUGAGCAUUCGUGGAACAAUUGUAGAGAAUGCCGGGGGUUUUUAUUAUAUUAGGAGAAAGCACGGUCGCAGGGAUCGAAGUCAUUCGAUGUAGUGAAAAAAUGUAUUGAAAAAUAUUGUGUUCUAACGUUCCGUUUUCCCAAAAGCGUUGUACUUGAUGUGGAAAUGACCAGUUGGGGGUGUAGCUCAGAUGGGAAAUAGAGGUUUCCUGUUAUAAUGUUGGUGGAAACCACACAAAUAUGUGUUAUAAUUAUAGUAUAAACAUAUACGUAUAUCCUGUGCUAAUCAAUAGUAGGUACAUUUGAUGACCCUGUAAGAGAUUUUUAUUAUAUUAGAUGAGUUAAAUUAUAUAUUGUAUUACAUAAAUAGGUGUUAAAUUAUAAAUAUGUGCAUUAUGCAGUUGUCAUAAAAUCUGAAGUAUAAAACAGUGUCAGUAAGACAAAACACUUCCCACAUGUAGUGUACAAAUGCUUUUUCACAAAGCUCUUUGAUAAAAACUACAAUAUCAUCAAAUAAAUUGCCCUUUUUGGGGUGUUUUGAAAAACAUGUUUCCGGAAAAUACCUAAUUCGUGAUUUUCCCAUGCUGGAAUGUUUAAUUCAUUCAAAUUACUUGGCGCUAACAGUUUUUGUUAGCUGAUUGAUAGAAGGAAAAUUAUUAUACAAAAUACUUUUAUAUGAAAAUAUGUACGGGUAUAAAUUAAGUUUGUCUGUCCCAUCUUAGCUACAUGUACAACGUAUCAAUAGUACAAAUUUGUUAACCAAGUGUGCAAGGUAUCGGAGGUUGGUAAACAAAUAAUAUUACAGUACAAAUUAAUUAUUAAGUGUAGCAGAAAGGUAUUCAGGAGUGAUAUUAAUAGUUAACAAUGUUCACUCGAGUACAACGCUAUGAAACAGCCAAUACAGUCGCACGCUGUCCUAAUCAUCUGUAUAUUAUUUAUUAUUAAUAAUUGUACUAUUAUAUUAUAUACAUUUUCAGUCAUUAUUGUUAUUGCAAAAAAUGAUUUUAGAGUUACAUAAGAUGACAUGCAAAAAAUAUUAAAAAUAUUGUUGUUUACGAAUGUACCAGUGUCAAAAAUAUAACGAAAUAAUAUAACGGGGUUUUUCAUGUAAAAAAGCUGAAAAAGAGCUUUUUAAGCUACCGUUAUGUGCUUUACGAAAAGCGAAGUUUAGAAUGUGUUUCUGAACUAAAAAAAUACUGAAACGGGUAAAUUAACAAAAAUAUUCUUUGCAAAUAUAAUACUUUAACGUUCCUAAGUUAUUAUAAUAAUUAUAUUUAAGUACUAAAAUAACAAUUGAACAUAGUUAUCAUGGUACAUUUCAGAUCAAAGUUUUAAUAUUUUGUGAAGAUCUGAGAUAACCCUGACAACUUUGUUUAUAUUUUUGUCAAUUUCAAAUAUUUCUGAAGUUUACUAUUUAAAAAAAUAUUUGACGUUGACAGAAACGUUAUGAUCUCUAAACAAAAGUUCCUUCAUUCCAAAAAUUAUGUAAUUCGUUCUAGUCGUUAGUAAUUUUAGGUUAAAAUAUAUUUUAGUGCGACUGUAUUUUGUAAACGUGAAAAUAAUUUUUCGAGUUAUAUAAAAACUGUGUUGUUUCUAGUCAAAUUAUUUUAUAAAAAGUUUUACUAAUGUGGGUGUCCAUAAGUUAGGAGAAAUAACAAAGUUAAAGCAAAUAUUUUGGGAACGAAAAAAUAGAAAAUUGAAGCAGAUACAUACUAUGUGGUUUAUGAAAACAUAUAUUUUCAACAAAAAUAGUUACAAUAGUAAAUAAGCAAAAUUGAAAACUUCUGGCGUCCACAUUAGCUAAAAUCAUAUUUUAAAAUAUAUUUAAAAGAGAAUUAUAUUGGCUUUAGGAGAAAGCCAAACCUUAUGUCGCAGCCAUUUUGUAGAACUUACUAUUAUCUAUUAACCACAGACAAGAACAAAAAAACAUAAACCUCAAAGAUGAAAUUAAAACUUUUUUGACAAAAUGAAAAUAAAAUCCGUUGUUUUUCACGAUUUUAACCUAAUAGCAUUUAAUUAAAGGUAAAAAAAUGGAAGAUACUUAUUUAUAAUAAUACUUAUUUAUUAGUGUUUCUCAGUAGUAAGGCCUACACUAUGGUCUGCGGUCGGUAUAUGUUCCUAGCUCCGUCUGUUUGUUAUGUAUUUGUUUUCCAUUAAUUACUACGAAGCAUUUCUACCGUAUUCAAU
Messenger RNA from Helicoverpa armigera (cotton bollworm), 6243 nucleotides. RefSeq names its product zinc finger protein 628. Lineage: Eukaryota; Metazoa; Arthropoda; Insecta; Lepidoptera; Noctuidae. The record is from RefSeq and is a predicted model, not a curated record.